Trematomus bernacchii (emerald rockcod) is the source of this 2617-nucleotide messenger RNA. RefSeq names its product zinc finger and BTB domain-containing protein 12-like. The record is from RefSeq and is a predicted model, not a curated record. The transcript has 5 exons. Gene Ontology annotation, molecular function: RNA polymerase II cis-regulatory region sequence-specific DNA binding; protein binding; DNA-binding transcription factor activity, RNA polymerase II-specific. The coding region runs from base 195 to 1895 and encodes 566 amino acids. Lineage: Eukaryota; Metazoa; Chordata; Actinopteri; Perciformes; Nototheniidae. Gene Ontology annotation, biological process: regulation of transcription by RNA polymerase II.
GAGGUGCUUCCUCCAACAAAAAAAAAGAGGCCAAAAAGUAAACAGAAAUCGAGGUAGUAAUGUUAGCUAGUGGCAGCAGGGAUGAGGAAAAAGCGUAACAACAUCUGAAUCAACUGUGUCCCUAUUUAUACAAAUGCAGAUUUGUUUUUAAGAAAGCCCAGGAGACAUUUAACAAAAGAAAAAGGCGAGACAAGAUGGAGAUGCUGUGUUUCCGGUUACCUGGCCACGGGGACACGACCCUAAAGCACCUGAACACACUGAGGGCCCGCCAGCAAUUCUGUGACAUCACUAUUGUGGCCAGCGACAACCAGACCUUCAGGGGCCAUAAAGUUGUCCUGGCUGCCUGCUCGCCUUUCCUGAGGGACCAGUUCCUCCUCAACCCGGCCCCAAAGCUCCAGGUGUCGAUGCUGUACAGCUCCACAGUGGUGUGUGGACUGCUUCAGUCUUGUUACACUGGCCUCCUGCAGUUUAACCCAGAAGAGAUUGUCAACUACCUGACCGCUGCCAGUUACCUACAGAUGGAGCAUAUUGUGGAGCGCUGCCGUGGAGCCCUGAAGAAGUAUGUGCAGCUAAAAAAACCCGGUCCAGCAAAGAUGACUUCAGAGAAGAGCCAGGCUCAACCUUUAAUUGUCAGCGGAAGCGUUCACUCUUUUGCAUCCCCUCCCACCAGCCAACCCUCCCCUUUGCAUCUACACAGUCCUGUAGUGCGCUCAGUGGAGGAGAACAGCGGAGACAUGUCUGCCCAGGGAAGCAGUCAACACUACCAUGGCAGUCCCACUUUGGACGAGCCAUGCAUUAAGGUAGGCGCAUCAGAUGAGGAGGAAAAGGCUCGACAGGAGGACUAUGAUGUGUUCAGAGUGUACAUCUCAGAAGAUCAGAUGAACAGAGACCGGGAGGAGGAGAGAGGAGCUCCCUCUGAAGGAACACAGGAUGCUUAUUACCCAGAGACUGACGGUGUGGUGAUUGGAGAAAGCGGUGAAUAUGAGCUAAAUCCAACAGAAGAUAAUCUCAGUACUGGGGGACUUUCAGCUGAGGGGCUCCGCGCUUUCAGACGCAGGCUUUCUGACCCUAAAACUGUGCGGGGCAGAGGGAGAGGCAGGGGUUUUAGGAAAAGAAGGUGGGUGUCAACACAGGAGAAAAGACUUCCAACCAACCAGGAUUUGUGGUACUUAGCAACUGCAGGAAUGGGAGGUAUUAUGAACAUGGACUACAACCAAGAAGGGCCAAAGACAGGAAACCUCCUCUCCGUUGAACUCCCACAGUUAGACUACAGUAUGGGUGACGCUAAGGUGGAAAGGGUCUCACCAAUGGGAGGCAACAGUUUGACCCAGUGCGUCCUGGAGGAGUCUAGUUGUGGUGCUGGUGAGGGAAGUUCAGGGCUGACGACUGUCGGGACAAACGAGGGAGGGGAUGAGUCUGUCGCGGUGGUGGGAUCCACCUCCAGUGUGUCUGGGCCUGUGAUAUGUGAGCACUGUGGCAUCACAUUCCCCUCCACCCAAUCCCUAGCCUUCCAUUCCCGCUCCACCCACCUGCUUUACACCUGCCCCUGCUGCGGCAAACACUUCCACCACUCUGCCAACCUUACCCGGCACAUGGCUGUGCAUCGAGGCGGAGGCAAAACUCACCAGUGCCCCCUGUGCUAUAAGACUUUCACCCAAAAAUCCACACUGAUAGACCACAUGAACCUCCACAGUGGCGAGCGGCCACACCGCUGUGCGUACUGCCACGCCCGCUUUGCUCACAAGCCUGCCUUAAGACGCCACCUGAAGGAACAACACGGAAAAACCACAGGGCAGAACUCUCUACACGAGCAAGAGGAGAGGGAGAGAGCUGCGACAAUACGAGAGGAAGAGCAAGAGUGCCUGGUUACUGAACAAAUGUCAUUAAAGAUGUAAAAUAAGUGUCUAGACAUCUAAAGCUACUCGGUUGCCUACUGCAGUUACAUUUUGCAGAGCAACAAGUCCAGUGGGGAGGUCAGUCUCUUGGGGCAUGGCGCCAUGUAGAUAUUAAAAUAAUGGUACUUGUGGGUUAUCUGUCGCCACUUUUUUUUGUUUUUUUCAGACUCUCUAAAUAACCCUAACUCCUAAAAUUAAUGUUUGUUAUUUUGAGAAAUUAAAAAGUUAAUGUGGAGGAGCUACCCGCUAUUAAAAAGUGGCAACAGAUAACCCACAAGUACCAAAAGAACAGUUAACCCCAAAAUAAAAAAUACACAUUUUUUCACCUGCAGUGCCAUUUAUCAAUCUACAAUAUUUUGCCAUAGAGAGGUCUUCUUUCUCUCAUAAAUGAUGGACCAGGAUGGCUGUCAUGUUCCAGUAUCCUCCUGUUUGUGGUGCUCCAAGCCAAAAAAAAAGUUUUAGAGUCUCAACAGCAAUUUCUCAUCCAGAUCAUUUACAGACAUUGUUGUGAGCAGUUUUAUGAAAGCACUGUCUUCUUUUACCAAACAAAUUAGGGGUGACCUGCCCCUUCUUAAGCAAGAGCUGGAAACUGACUGUGAUGCCCUUAUAAAAUGUCACUGUGAAAAUUAAAACUUAAACAUUUUUCAAUAAAAUGACUAACCACAGUUCAAAGGUAUGAUGUAAACCAGUGUGAAUAAAAAUGUUGGAAAGUUUCCUCCUAA